Molecule: messenger RNA, 2921 nt
Organism: Dermacentor albipictus
Lineage: Eukaryota; Metazoa; Arthropoda; Arachnida; Ixodida; Ixodidae
Product: solute carrier family 22 member 7-like
Biological process (GO): transmembrane transport
Cellular component (GO): membrane
Molecular function (GO): transmembrane transporter activity
Source: RefSeq, a predicted model, not a curated record
CUUCAGCUGAAGCUCUUUUCCACAUUUGCGCCCGAGGGCUGCGCCACAGCUUCGGCGGCGGAGCGGAGCGAGCCGAAUUUAGAGUUCCAAUCGGACUCUGUAUGCAUUGUGUGCCGCAUUGUGUUCACUGUGUGCCGUUCAAAUGCAUCGCGCUGACAUUGUGCAACGUUCCAGCCUAGAUGAGCUGCGACGACUCUAAUUCUAACUUUGCAGAUAAGCCCGCUUCGUCAUGUCUAUUUCUUCCGUCACGAGAAGCGGACGAUCGUCACAAGCGCCUCAAGAAGGGACGCCUCCAGCCGGGGACGCAACUCAGUCUAUGGAGUUCGAGAAGGUGCUCGAGGAAGUGGGUGGCUUCGGCCUUUUCAACAAGACCGUCAUGACACUGGCUCUGGUGAUAGCCACGGGAAAUGCCGCAAUGGCCUACUUCUUUCACGUUUUUUUACUCAUCGCGCCAACUAGCCAGUGGUGCUUCGUGAACGGCACUUCGCUCGAAGACUUUGCCGACAUCACGGUGCUGCCGCAGCAACGGUGUCAGCUUGUGAGCCUGUCCGGCGACGGUGCAAAUGUUACCACCACCGAUGGCAGUGCCCAUACGUGCCCAACUGGAUGGAAGUUCAACCCAGACGAGUUCUUCACAUCGGUUGCGAUGGAGCAUGGCUGGGUAUGUGCCGAGAGCUGGAGAACGUACACCGUUCAUACAGUUUUCUGGGCGGGAUCAAUGACGAGCUACUUUGUCUCCGGAUUUCUGGCUGAUAGAAUCGGACGAAGGAAAACAGCGUUGCUGCUCAUAGCAGUGGGUUCCAUUUCCAACCUGCUGAGCGCCUUUUUCUCAGAUUUUAUUAGUUACACGGCUCUGAGGUUCUUCGCCGCCGCAGGAACGUACCCGGUGACGACAACGGUAUUCGUGUUGGUCAUGGAGUACACCGUAGCUGAAAGGAGGACGCUGGUCGCCUUCGUAUGGAGCGUCGCCUGGACUGCCUUCGGCGCGCUGUCACCCUGGUACGCCUACCUGGUGCAGAAUUCCAGGACACUCAUCGAAACCAGCGUGUGUUUCAGCGCUGUCCUCUUUAUAUUAACACUGUGGCUUCCCGAGUCCUCCAGCUGGCUAUUGUCGGUCAACCGCAGGGAAGAAGCUUUCGCCACUCUUCAGAGGAUCGCGCGCAUCAACGGCAAGGACGUAUCUCAAGAAAAGCUGAGCAAGUUGCUACAUGAAACGGCUAGCGAUGCACAGACACAGACGGUCGCUGACAAGGCUCCAAGUUUCUGGAGUGGCACCAUGGUCAUGCUGACGUCUCCGAACAUCCGCAAGAUCUCGCUGCUGAUAUAUGUCGCCUGGUUCGCCAUCUGCAUCUGCUACAACGGGACCAGUGUGCAGAUAGGAGCACUGAGCCUGGACAUUUACACUGCCUAUUCCGUUGCCUUAGCAUUCGAGCUUCCCGUGAACCUCUUCUGCAUAUUUUCACUGGACGUACUGGGACGACGCUGGCCCAAUAGCAUGUUUAUGCUCACUGGUGGAAUCAUCUGCCUUCUUAUGUGGGCCAUUAGAAAAGAGUCAGAAACUUGGACGCUCAUCAUGGUGGCCUUGCUGACAAUGUCCUUCGCCGGCGCCUACAACAUCACGUACCAGGUGGCAUCUGAGGUGUUCCCCACCAUGAUCCGGGGCCGCGCUGUCCUGCUUCAGAGGAUGUUGGGAGAUGUGGGCAGCCAGCUGGGAGCCCAGAUCGCCUCACUGGCUGUGCUGGACGAGUACUCCCCCUUCCUGGUGACGGGAAGUUUGGCCCUGGUGGCCACUGUGCUCUUGUUCCUGCUGCCAGAAACCGCGGGAACAGUCGUUCCGCAGACAAUCGAGGACGGUGAGGGCUUCGGAAAGGGACAGGGCAUCUGCUACUGCCCGCUCUUUGCCAGUGAAUCACAGACGCCGGAGAAGAAGCCUUCCUUGAGUGAAUGGACUGGCAUCCUCUCAUUCCACAAGAAACUGCCAGUCACCCAAAAGCCUGCCGUCAACAAAGCAUUUGAACACGACUUAGUUAUAGCAACAAUAUACAAUUCAAUUAGGUGAAACCACUAUAAUGUGCGUUCCUAUAUACCAUGCGCGGCGACGUGCGGCCGACGUUUUGGGAGUUUGCGUCAACGAGGAAAGUAAGCUGUCACCUUAGAGAUCUACAGCAUCUGUAAUUCGCUUACUGAAAACGUUCAAGGGUAAUGUUGAGAGCAAAUGCAUUACUACUGCCAUAUCUUUCGUACGAUGCGGGUAGCCUUUGCGAGCUUGGGAAAAGUUUAGGGGGUUCUUACGAAACAAUAUGACCAUGCCAUUAUGACUAGUAUAGCAUGCCGAAAAUCAGGUCCCAGAAGGGAAAACACAAUCCCUCGGAGAGACUCUAAAGAGCCGAAAGCAGUCUAAACAGUAUAAAUCUUUUCUGUAGAGUUAUAUGUACCCAGGUGCAGUAAAAUCUAAGCGAAACGAGAUGUCCUCGUGUUUCCGCGCCGAUGCAGGGCGUUGCCAAGCGUGGUAAUUAACGCGAUUUUAUUGUAAAGCACAUCCGCUGCAUUUGCGCAAAAGUAUAUACUGUAAACAAGCACUUCGCUUGUCUUGGAUAGCAUAUGUCAGCCAGUACACCGUUCGUUGCAUUGAACGUCCAAGAAUUGAAGAGGAGUAUAUUCACCACCAGUUAGACCCUGAGCUUCUGCGCCGCCAUUGACACCCUGUUACAUCAUUUCCACCUCGGAGCUGCCUGAACAAUACACAUUUUAUUUCGAAUAAAGCCUGCGACUUCUCCGACACGUUCGUGCGGCCACGACGACGAGGAUGUAUACCGCCUACUCCUCAACUGUCCGAGGCAUAUUACGCGUACACAGCGUCUCAAACAAGAACUCUGUUCAGUUGAUUCGCACCGAUCCCUUAAUGCGUUAGCAUUCGGGUA